AUGAAAUCUGCCCUCAAGUGGGAUGUUAUCGCCAAAUGCGGGACCACAAAGGCCCGUGCCGCCGUCCUGACCCUCCCUCACGGUCCCGUCAACGCCCCCGUCUUUAUGCCCGUUGGAACUCAGGGCACACUCAAGGGCAUCACCCCAGACCAAAUCGAGGGACUCGGCUGUCAAAUCAUGCUCAACAACACCUACCACCUUGGUUUGCGACCAGGACAGGAAUUGUUGGACACCUGCGGCGGGGCACAUGUUUUUCAAGGAUGGAACCGCAACUUGUUGACGGACAGUGGUGGAUUCCAGAUGGUUUCCCUCUUGAAGUUAGCAGAGAUCACAGAAAAGGGUGUUCAAUUUGAGUCCCCUCACGACGGAUCAUUGAUGCUCCUCACCCCAGAGCACUCUAUGUCGCUUCAGAACUCGAUCGGCGCUGAUAUUAUGAUGCAGCUGGAUGAUGUUGUUUCUUCAUUGACUACUGGACCUCGCGUUGAGGAAGCCAUGUGGCGAUCUAUCCGCUGGUUGGACAGAUGUAUCAAGGCACACAAAAAGCCAGAGUCGCAGAACCUGUUUGCAAUUAUUCAAGGAGGACUGGAUCCAGCAUUGAGAAAGCAGUGCAUCGAGGAAAUGGUCAAGCGCGACACACCUGGAUACGCCAUUGGAGGAUUGAGCGGUGGAGAGGAGAAGGACAAGUUCUGGAGGGUUGUUUCGCAAUGCACAGAUCUGAUGCCCAGAGAGAAGCCUAUCUACUGUAUGGGUGUUGGAUAUGCGGAGGAUUUGGUCGUGUGUGUGGCAUUGGGCGUGGACAUGUUUGACUGUGUCUUCCCAACAAGAACGGCGCGCUUCGGUAACGCAUUGACGGCGACGGGGACGCUAAGCUUGCGCCAGGCCAAGUUCAAGGACGACUUUAGGCCGAUUGAGGAAGGCUGCGACUGCAUUGCGUGCAAAUCGUACACGAGAGCGUACCUGUACACGAUUGUGACCAAGGAGACUGUUGGAUGUCACUUGAUUUCGAUCCACAACACGGCAUACCAGCUGCGGUUGAUGAGACAGGUUCGGGAGAGUAUUAUCGAGGACCGGUUCCCCCAGUUCAUCCACAAGUUCUUCAAAGACCUGUUUGUGGAGAAGGCUGCAUACCCCGAGUGGGCGGUGAACGCAUUGAAGAGUGUGAACGUUGAUCUUAUCCAAGGCGAGAAUCAGCCCUAG
Molecule: messenger RNA, 1197 nt
Organism: Linnemannia hyalina
Lineage: Eukaryota; Fungi; Mortierellomycota; Mortierellomycetes; Mortierellales; Mortierellaceae
Source: the annotation of a GenBank genome assembly